Molecule: messenger RNA, 3052 nt
Organism: Lates calcarifer (barramundi perch)
Lineage: Eukaryota; Metazoa; Chordata; Actinopteri; Centropomidae
Gene: cdx1b
Product: caudal type homeobox 1 b
Exons: 3
Coding region: 145-1041 (298 amino acids)
Biological process (GO): regulation of transcription by RNA polymerase II; animal organ morphogenesis; embryo development
Cellular component (GO): nucleus
Molecular function (GO): DNA-binding transcription factor activity, RNA polymerase II-specific; RNA polymerase II transcription regulatory region sequence-specific DNA binding
Source: RefSeq, a predicted model, not a curated record
AGAGAGAGAGAGAGAGAGAGGACAGGUGGAGGUGUGGACAGGUAGAGAGAGAGAGAGUCACUGUACCUGUCGGCCAGGUGAGCGAGCAGAGGAGCGCGCGGCAGGCUGGAUCCGCAGUAUGCUGAGGGAGUCCCCUCACCUGGAAUGAUGUACGUGAGUUACCUGCAGCUGGACAAGGACCCGGCCAUGUACCCGCACCAGAACCCGGUCUCGCGCCACCCGGGCCUCAGCCUCAGCCCGCAGAACUUCCCGGUCCCGGCCCCGCCGCAGUACACGGACUUCACCGGCUACCACCACCACCACCACGGCAUCAGCAACGACCCGCACGCGGCGCAGCAGCCCGGGCCGGGCGGCGGCGGCUGGAGCCCGGCCUACCCGCCUCCGCCUCCUCCGCCCGCGCGGGACGACUGGUCCUCGCACCACUACGCGGCGGCGGCGGCGGCAGCGGCGGCCGCGGCCGGAGGACCCCCCGCCGCGACCACCGUGCCCGGCGCCGUGGGCCCCGCCCUGGGCUUCAGCCCCCCGGAGUUCCCCGGGCAGCCUCCGGCGCUGCUGCCCGCGUCGGCGGGGCAGCUGUCCCCCGGCUCCCCGCAGAGGAGGAACCCGUACGACUGGAUCCGACGCAGCUCCGCACCGCCCUCCAACCCCAAUGGAAAGACACGAACCAAAGACAAGUACCGGGUGGUUUACACCGACCAUCAGCGGCUGGAGCUGGAGAAGGAGUUUCACUACAGCAAAUACAUCACCAUCAGGAGGAAGGCGGAGCUCGCCACAGCGCUCAGCCUGUCAGAGAGACAGGUGAAGAUCUGGUUCCAGAACCGCCGGGCCAAGGAGCGCAAGAUUAACAAGAAGAAGCUCCAGCAGCCGGCCUCCUCUACAACCACGCCCACCCCUCCAACCGGCAGUGGAGGUGGAGGAGGAGGGGGUAGCGGUCUCCAUGGAAACGGCGGCAGCAGUGUCGCCAUGGUGACAAGCAGCAGUGGCAGCAACGGGCUGGUGUCCCCGUCAUCCCUGCCUUUAAACAUCAAGGAGGAGUACUGACGAGGGUUCGUCUGGAGCUGAUGUCGGCGAUCUGGACUGAAAGACUUGUUUUUGCGUCACAUCCUGCCUCCCUGUUCGCCCUCUUAAAGCUAAAGCUCAUCAAUGGGUGUCGUCGCCAGCAGCAGCAGUACUUCUUCUCCCAACAAGACUUUUGAUUGCAGAUAGUUUCUAAUUAUGAGUAGACGUUCGCUUGCUGGGAUGUCGGCAGGUGCAGAGGGAAGUUCAACCUGUUUGGUCGCUCGUCAACAGCUCAAGCGAAGGACAUUACCAAACACGGAUCACAGAGUUUAGGAAAAAAAGAGAAAAAAGUAUCAUAAAUAUUUUAUCCCCUGAACCUGAAGUCUCCAUUACUGCAAAGUCUUGUUGUUUGUCCAAACUUCAAAUUCACAGAACUUUACAAUCAUACCAGAGAUCUCAAAGUUUCCAAAGAUACCAAACAUUUCAGGAAUAAAAUGAAGGGUAAAAGAUGUAGAAUAUUUCCAUGUGAUGGAACAGUGCAGCCAUAAAAUCUUGGAGUCGUGGGUUUGAAUAUUUCAAACAACAUAAAUGUAAUUUAUGUUGCACUCCAGUGCAACAAGUCGGGAAACUGACUGGUUGGUUUUAUCUAGCUUGGUUAACCAUUGUUAACCAUUGUUAGCCACUGUUAGCCAUUGUUAUUAAUACCAGUCGAUAACAAAUUACAUUUGAGCAUAUCAAACAGUGUGGCAGUAUGUCCACAGAUAGAAGUUGGACAGUUCUGUGUACGACUGAUUUAGUCACAAAUAAAACGGUGCUAGGUGCUAAUAAAUAGUAUAUUACUACAGCUUUAGCAGGGCAGCCAUCUUGGAUUUUGAGGUUGGGGUUGGUGAGGUUCUCUCGACUUCAGGGGGCGUUCCAAUUCCAGUUUCCGAACUUGGAACUUGGAAAUUCCCAUUUAAAAUUGGAUCGCACCAUAAGCAUCAAUGGAGAGCUGCAAUAAUUAGAUACAGAAUAUAUGAUACUGUCAGACAGUGUGGAAAAUAUGUUUGUUUUUGUUUUUAACUCUAAAGCUACUUAAACAGGGUAAAAUCAAAUUUCUCAAUUUGCUUCUAGCUUGAUAUAAUAAAUCUGUUUCUGCUUCUUUAACAAAUGUUUUCUCAUCCUAUAGGAAGUCUUUUCACCAUUAUUCCUAUAAAUCUCAUUGUUACUGAAACCCUACUGCAUAAUUAAACAGACAUAGAUGUUUCUGUUGUGGCCGUCAGUUUUAAUGAUUUGGAUUUGAUUAUUUAUUGACAAAACCAUAAUUGGCAACUAUACUGGCCACUAAUUAAUUAUUUUGAGUCUUUUUGAAGGAAAAAUAUUUGAUAGUUCCUCCAUUUUCUAUGACUUUAAGUCAACAUCUUUGAAUUGUUGGACUCUUCAUCUGAGAAUAAUAUUGAGCAUAUCUCAAGAUUUUCUGACUUUUCAAUGACAAUCAAUUGAUUAAUAAAGAAAAUACUUGUUCAAUCACUUUGAUAAUGGAAAUAAUAGCUGGUUGUAGCCGCACAGUUCUCCUAUGAUGGAAUAAUACGAUCUUACUCAAGGUUUUCUGAGUGUAAAUUACUUCACUUACAGAAAAAAUGGAUACAAUUGGAUGGAUUCACUCCACAAGAUGGAAGACAGAGGAGGUGUCAGAGUUGACAUCGUACUGUACUAAUUACCGUACUAACAAAUGUGCAAUCAUGUAGACUCAAACAAUACUUUGAUGUGUUGGUUUUCCAGCCUUAAACUGAUCGACCAAAGAUCAACCUGACGAUAAAGAGAGUUUCCUGUGUGACAGUGACCUCUGUUUGUACCUGAUCAGACUGAGAACAUUAUGAUCUGACUCCAUGUUUCUCCAUGAAGAUGGUUUGUAGCAGCGUUGGUGAUGAAUGCAGGUAAAACCAGCUGAUGUUCCUGUUCCACGUGUGAUACAGUUAAUGUCAUAUAAAUGUUUAUGAUCUCACUCAUCAGACUUUAUCAUGUGUAUAUUUUCAAAUGUAAUUUGUAUUAAAACCAAGAGGUUUUAUUGUAA